Messenger RNA from Camellia sinensis, 712 nucleotides. Lineage: Eukaryota; Viridiplantae; Streptophyta; Magnoliopsida; Ericales; Theaceae. The record is from RefSeq and is a predicted model, not a curated record.
GUUGGAGGCAAAUUUUUUAGAUAGGUGUCACUGAGAUAAUCAUAUAGCAUAUUUUUUUUUUGUAUCCAAUGCCAAUUUUAAUACUUUCAGACGUAUAAAUACAUUCAGAUGUAUUUUUGCGACAUCAAUCUGCAAUUAAUGGCUGCUGAUGUGCAACACAUCAUAAUUUUAUGUCUGUGGAUGGUAAGGAAAUGCUGCAGUCCAGAGUCUAACAGCUUGAGCAGUUUCCCUUCUUUAGAUUAAACUGCAUCAUCGCUAAGUUGGUAUGUGUUAAUAUCUAAAACAUGUUCCAUUAUUGGCUUACAUUUGCUUCUUUUUGUCUACAGGAAAGCAAGUCUGUAGGUGCUGAAGUAAAUUGGGGUGUGAGGUUCAACGAUUUGAAAGAUUGUCAGCAUUUUCUCAUGAACCUUUGCAAGGAGGUCUCAUUGCGUUUGCAGGGAUGUACGGUGCAAGGGCGCUGUUUUACCCUUAAGAUAAAGAAGAGAAGAAAUGACGCUGAGCCAGUGAAGUAUAUGGGUUGUGGAGACUGUGAGAACCUAAGCCACUCUAUAACGGUUCCCAUGGCUACUGAUGAUGUAGAGCUAAUCCAAAGGAUAACCACACAGCUCUUUGGUUCUUUUCAUAUAGGUAAGUCAGCUUUGACUAAGGCCUCGUUUGGGAACAGGCUAAUUUAGUAAUUUUUUGGCUAAUUGGCUAAAAAGGUAGGCAAAAA